This is a messenger RNA of Aspergillus terreus NIH2624, 861 nucleotides long. RefSeq lists its product as uncharacterized. NCBI's taxonomy places the organism in Eukaryota, Fungi, Ascomycota, Eurotiomycetes, Eurotiales, Aspergillaceae. The record is from RefSeq and is a predicted model, not a curated record. The coding region runs from base 1 to 861 and encodes 286 amino acids. The transcript is spliced from 5 exons.
AUGUCCUUUUUAUCUUCCCAGCUUCUUUGGGCCCUGUGUCCUCCGAAAUAUGGAUGUGACGGAAAACGCCCUGCGUGUUCUCAAUGUUUGAUCACCAAGAGGAGCUGCCCAGGCUAUGAGAGCGUCACUUUUGUGUCGCCAAAAACCGCUGGGCAAGCGCUCAGCCCUUCUAAGCGUUCGGCGGAAAUCUCUAUGCCAAUUGAGACGUCAAUGCUCAAUUCUCGACCUCACACUGAAUGUCUCAUGCUCAAUUUCUCCACUUUCCGCUGGUCUACUGAUGAAGAGUUCGUUGCAUUGGUUAUCGAAUAUUUUAUUCCAGAACAUUAUGGCUUUCAGCAAACUCCCCUUCCCGAUGAGACCUGCUCAGCUAUCUGCAGUCCUUGGCUGGAGGUACUCCCUCUACUUCUGGACCGGAGCCGAAGUACACCUCUUUUGUCUGUCUCGCUUAGAACCUUUGGCUACUCGAUCAUCUGCAAGGGUGAUCAAGGCCCCACACGCUCCCGGUGGGAUAUUUGUCGCACACAGUCAUACGCAAAAGCUGUACAAUAUUUGAAGCAUAGACUGGCUGAAGCUGACGCCGAGGUAGGUUUCUCCCUCUUCGUGUCCAAUGCCCAGGAAACAUCAUUCACUGAGAAUGACAAGUGGUUAAUCCCCACAUCUAGAGAGGGCUGGGUCGCUCACAUCAGAGGUAUCGGCCGAAUGAUGGAGCUCUGCCGGCCAGAGUCAUUUACCAAACCGAUCUCGCAGCAACUCUUUGUCGGCUUUCGUCCACUAAUUGUACGCAUCUAUACGUUAUUCCCAUCCUUCAAUGAUACUGGAGGCGUGCAUCUCGCGCCAAAAUACGUUUUUGUCCUCAUAUGA